Solanum dulcamara is the source of this 1652-nucleotide messenger RNA. Its product is annotated as probable serine/threonine-protein kinase PBL7. Lineage: Eukaryota; Viridiplantae; Streptophyta; Magnoliopsida; Solanales; Solanaceae. Gene Ontology annotation, molecular function: protein kinase activity; ATP binding. The record is from RefSeq and is a predicted model, not a curated record. Gene Ontology annotation, biological process: protein phosphorylation. The transcript has 6 exons. The coding region runs from base 153 to 1358 and encodes 401 amino acids.
AGAGAGGAGAGAGAGAGAAGAAAAAGACUGUUUAGUGACACAGUCCCAUUUAGUCUUGUCAAAAUCACAGGAGUAGUAGAGUAGUUAAACUUCUCUCUCCAAUGGCUUUUCUAUAACCCUCUUUGGGUGUCUACUCUUUUUUGCUAGCACCAAUGGAAGCAGAAAAUGAUGAGUACCAUAAGAAAGAAAGGGCCAUUGGAGUCACUAUACUGGUCUUUGCUUCUCUUGCCGUUGCUUCUUUGUUUGUUGCUUUUAGCUACUAUUGUUAUAUCCGUAACAAAGUUGCUAAGCGUUUCAAGAACCGCACUUAUACGGAGAGUACUGCUUGUGAGGACAAGGGCAACAGUUUUUCCAAUCUGAAAGUUAUUGCAGAGAAGGGACUUCAGGUUUUCACAUUUAAGCAUCUGCAUUCAGCUACUGGCGGAUUUGGAAAAUCUAAUGUGAUUGGACAUGGUGCUUUCGGGUCAGUGUACAGAGGAGUACUUCAAGAUGGGAGGAAGGUUGCAAUUAAGCUGAUGGAUAAGGCUGGAAAACAGGGGGAGGAAGAAUUCAAAGUAGAGGUGGAGUUGCUAUGCCGCUUGCGCUCACCAUAUUUGUUGUCAUUGAUUGGCUAUUGUUCAGAAAGCAGCCAUAAAUUGCUUGUUUAUGAGUUCAUGGCAAAUGGUGGUUUGCAGGAGCACUUGUAUCCAAUCAAAGGUUCCAAUAAUUUUUGUCCAAAGUUGGAUUGGAAGACACGGUUGAAAAUAGCUUUGGAGGCUGCUAAAGGCUUGGAAUAUCUCCAUGAGAUUGUCAAUCCCCCAGUUAUACAUAGAGAUCUCAAAAGUAGCAAUAUUCUUUUGGACAAAAAUUUCCAUGCCAAAGUUUCUGACUUUGGAUUGGCCAAGCUUGGAUCUGAUAAAGCUGGUGGUCAUGUCUCUACCCGAGUUUUGGGAACACAGGGAUAUGUUGCUCCCGAAUAUGCAUUAACAGGGCACUUGACCACCAAAUCAGAUGUUUACAGUUAUGGGGUUGUCCUCCUAGAGUUGUUGACGGGCAGAGUUCCAGUUGAUAUGAAGAGAUCUCCUGGCGAAGGCGUUCUUGUUUCUUGGGCAUUGCCCCGUCUCACUGAUAGGGAAAAAGUUGUAGAGAUAAUGGAUCCAGCGCUGGAAGGUCAGUAUUCAAUGAAAGAAGUUAUUCAAGUUGCUGCUAUUGCUGCAAUGUGUGUACAACCGGAGGCUGAUUACAGGCCACUGAUGGCGGAUGUUGUGCAGUCAUUGGUUCCACUGGUGAAACAACCGCGACCAACUGUGAAUCCUGGUAGCUGCGCUAGCUUUCACGCCACACAGUCCCCCCAUGCUACACAAUCUCCUAAGGCUUAAGAUAUUUUCAAGCAAAACGAGCAUCUCUUUAUUCUUAAUUCUAGUCCAACUUUUAUAACUAAUAGCCACUUAGGUUGUCUAUGGACUAUCUGGCUUAUGGAACCCUUUCAUAAGUAACUUUAAUCUAACAAAAUUUGAUGGAGCAAGCCAGCUGAUGUAAUCUUUUUCUCAUGCUACACCAGGUGGAGGAUCAAGGAACUGCUAGUAUAUUAGAAAACAGUUUCUCUGUAUGUAAUAUGUUAAAGCUCCCAUCAAAUAUGGUGAUUGUAUUUUUUCCAACAUAAUCAGGAUUUG